Messenger RNA from Menidia menidia (Atlantic silverside), 765 nucleotides. Lineage: Eukaryota; Metazoa; Chordata; Actinopteri; Atheriniformes; Atherinopsidae. The record is from the annotation of a GenBank genome assembly.
AUGGACGACGAUGUGGUGGUCCUCACGUGUGACCAGGACUGCCCCAUCAUGCUGCUUCAAGCUCUCCUGCAAACUCUGCUGGUCUUCUGGAUGGCUCAGGAAACUCUGCAAGGCGGGGUUAAACCUCAGAGUGUAGCCUAUGGAAGGAUGCUCCAAACCAGAGGUGUUGGUGUUGGAGUAAAACCUGGAGGCGCCCUGGGAGCACUGGGGAGUCGCUACGGCUCUAAAGCAAUGAAGACUGGAAUUGGUCGUUAUCCUGGGGCUCACCUGGGUGUCGGAGGGUACAGAUCUCUGGGAUUAGGAGGGAAAACAGGCCUGAAACAAGGUGGCUAUGGAGCCCAGGGCGCCUACGGGGCCAGUUUGGGCACAGGCAUGUCAAUGGGGCCUGGACUUACAAAUGGUCUGGGACUGGGCUAUGGCCAGGCGGGGAAACGUGUUUAUGGUGGCCACGGCCCUCUUCCUGGAUAUGGACCUCUGGGGGGCAUUGGCUAUACUGGAGCACGACCUGGUUACAUUGGUGGAGCAGGAAACUACCCUGGAGUUGGCCUGGGCACUGGGGGCUAUGGAGCGGGUCUGGGUCAGGGCGCAUACCUGGGGGGUGCAGCUGGAAAACUUGCAGCUGGAGCGGCUCUUGGACAGGGUGGAUAUCCUCUGGGAGGUGCAGGGAAAACAAACGGGUAUGGUGAAGGAGCCGCGGGACACCUUGGUACCAUGGCGGGUAACGGCUUCGGUUAUGGGAACGGAUACGGUGACGGUUAUGGAGCC